Vigna angularis (adzuki bean) is the source of this 3638-nucleotide messenger RNA. RefSeq names its product pentatricopeptide repeat-containing protein At4g11690-like. Gene Ontology annotation, molecular function: protein binding. NCBI's taxonomy places the organism in Eukaryota, Viridiplantae, Streptophyta, Magnoliopsida, Fabales, Fabaceae. The transcript is spliced from 3 exons. The coding region runs from base 375 to 2069 and encodes 564 amino acids. The record is from RefSeq and is a predicted model, not a curated record.
UUUGAGAUUCAUUUUCCAACUUCGUAGAGAGAGAAGCGCGAACGUUGAGAGGGAGACUGUGACCUAGAGAGAGUUGGAGAAAGGGAGUUCGAGAGAGAGAGGUCCGACGGAGUGUCGCCGGACAACGUUGAAGGCCGUGUCGGAGCUAGUCAACCCCUCCAGCUGGUUCCGAUUCACGGCCGCCGCAGCUCCGACGUUGGCCAACGAAGCGAAGACGACAUCGUCUUCUGUCCGAUCCGGCCCAGCGAACUAGGGGCACGUUCAAGGUCUCGCUUCGUCCCUGUGCCGGAGUGCCGCCGGAGCAUCGCCGGAGAAUCGCCGGAGUGUGGACUGUUCGGUGGACAAAAAAGAGGGGUUUUCCGGGUUGGAGAAAGAUGUCUCAGUCUCAUGAAAAAACUCUAAUACUAAUCCAAAAAAUGGUGAAAGUGCCCCCACCAAAAGCACUUUUGUUGUUCAAUUCCUCAACCUAUGAGGGCCUUCAUCACACUCCUCACUCUAUCUCUUUCAUCUUAAACCAUCUCCUAUCCCAUGAUGACAUGCUACCCCAAGCUCAAUCUCUUAUCUUGCGUCUAAUCUCUGGUCGAAUCCCCUUCUACACAUUCUCUCCCUCCUCCUUAAUACCUCAACUAACACAAGCCCAUUUCACCUCUUCUUCAACUUAUGCUCCUCUCUGUGAAACAAUUGUCAAUGCUUAUGUUCAUUCUCACUUCCUUGAUCAGGCCCUCACUUUUCUACACCAGAUGAUUCACAAGGGUCAUCUUCCUACAUCAAACACCUUCAACAAUCUUCUGUGCUUGCUCAUUAGGUCAAACUGUUUCGAUAAAGCUUGGUGGGUUUUUAACCAAUUCAAGAUUAAAGUUGUUAUGGAUGUCUACACAUUUGGGAUUAUGAUCAAGGGUUGUUGUGAGGUUGGUGACUUAAUGAAAGGGUUUCGGCUUGUGACCAUGUUGGAGGAGUUUGGUUUGUCUCCUAAUGUUGUUAUAUACACUACGUUGAUUGACGGGUGCUGCAAGAAUGGAGAUGUCAUGCUGGCGAAGAAGUUGUUUUGCAAGAUGGAUAGGUUGGGUGUAGUUGCUAAUCAACAUACUUAUAGUGUCUUAAUGAACGGGUUUUUCAAACAAGGACUUCAAAGGGAAGGGUUUCAAAUGUAUGAGAAUAUGAAGCAAAGUGGAAUAGUGCCAAAUGUUUAUUCCUAUAGCUGUGUGAUUGGAGAAUAUUGUAAUGGUGGGAUGGUGGAUAAAGCUUUUAAGGUGUUUGGUGAAAUGCGUGAGAAAGGUGUUAUGUGUGGGGUUAUGACAUAUAACAUUUUAAUAGGUGGGCUGUGUCGAGGGAAGAAGUUCGGUGAAGCAAUAAAGUUAGUUCAUCGAUUGAGCAAAGUUGGCCUCAGUCCUAACAUUGUUACAUACAAUAUACUGAUCAACGGUUUUUGUGGUGUUAGAAAAAUAGACACUGCUGCUAGAUUAUUCAGUCAAUUGAAGUCAAAUGGACUUUCACCAACUUUAGUAACCUAUAAUACUCUGAUUGCAGGGUAUUGUAAGGUUGAGAAUUUAACAGGAGCUCUUAGCUUGGUCAAGGAAAUGGAAGAGAGAUGUUUUGCUCCUUCCAAAGUGAGAUAUACCAUUCUGAUUGAUGCUUUUGCAAGACUAAAUCAUAUGGAAAAAGCACGCAAAAUGCAUGCUUUAAUGGAGAAGUCUGGUUUGGUUCCAGACGUACACACAUACAGUGUCUUAAUACAUGGGUUAUGUAAAACUGGUAACAUGAAAGAAGCCUCAAAACUAUUCAAAUCAUUGGGGGAGCUGCAUUUCGAACCAAACAAUGUUAUAUAUAACACGAUGAUUCAUGGUUACUGCAAAGAAGGAAGCUCUUACAGGGCUUUUAGGCUACUCAAUGAAAUGGUUCACAAUGGAAUGGUCCCUAAUGUGGCCAGUUUUUGCUCAACCAUAGGGCUUCUUUGCAAUGAUGGAAAGUGGAAGGAAGCAGAGUUUCUCUUAGAAAAGAUGAUAAAUUCAGGACUAAAGCCAACGGUUUCUUUAUACAAUAUGGUUUACAAAGAAAAGAUCAACGUUUAGAAUGUCGAACAUGGUUUAGAUCGUCAGGGCCUGUCCCCGAAGGCCACUACUUUAACUGGUGCACUUGAGAGAGCAAUUGGCUUCAAUAUGAGCUGGAUGAGAUGAUUGGCAAAAUUGGAGAAAGUGCAGCUGCUGUGAAGGCUUGCAAGCCUGCUGCCACGCUGGAUAACUGAAGUCAAAGCUGUCUAUUUGUAUUGUGCUUAGCUGUCAAGCUUACCUGGACAAGCGGUCAAAGAACUCUAAGAGGCAAAUUUAAGAAGCUGGCUGACUUGUUACCUGGAAAAACUGAAGCAGAAGCAUGCGUCAAAUCAGUGAGCAUAUAUGGUUCUCCUAGACGUUGCAGUGGCCAAGGUGAUAUCCUUUCUGGAAGGCAAGUCCUCUGUUUUUGUUUCAAAAUUCUCGUGUGCUAUAUUAUGUUUGGGUGGUUCUUCUCUGUGAGAUGGAAAUUUCUUUAUUUUCCGUAGUUGAUUUUUCUAGUGCCAAAUUUGCUGAUGAACUUUCAAGUAGAAUAUUGAUUUCCUGUUUAAAUGAAUAAAUCAUAUCCUCAUCUUUUUGGCUGGAACACAACUAUAUCUAAUACUUAAAAGUACUUCUGGAAGGAGAUUAUUUCGAUAAUGCUGUUUAGACAUUCUUCAUUAGUUCUUCUGAGAAUUGAAGUAAAGUGACUCAAUUACUGAUUGGCAGGAAGUAUUUACUUAUAUGCUGUUGGCUAAUCUUUUUAUUGAUGGGAAGAAAAUGGAAUGACAUUACUAUCCUCAUUACUUGAGUUUUUCAAAAUUAAGAUAAAAUAAAAUAAAACAUGGUAGAAUCCAUUCCAUCCGACGCUUCUGACCUCCCAAAUGUUUUUGGGGAUUAUGGAACCCACUUACACUUUAUUUAAUAUGAUUUAAAAUCUUUACUCCAGUCCUCGUUGGAUAUCGAGUGAUAUCUUUAACCCAUUUCUUGACAUCGUACUCCAUUGCAGACGUUUUUUUAGCUCCAUUGAUAUCAUUAAUUGUGCAGUUGGAACAUGAAGUUUUUUUUAUGCUUAUCUUAAGUAGUGCAGUGUGGCUGUCUUCUUAUCAUGGGCACGUCAACAUAUCUUGGCUGCUGAUUCAAACUCGAAUCUCAGUUGUAAAAAUCCAACAGUUGUGGGAUGCAUUGCUGGGUCUGCUAUAUUGAGGAAGGCUGCAUCACUUGCUUUUCUAAAGAAGAAAAGAUCCACAGUCACUGGUAACAUCAUUGAAUGCUUGGGACAAAGGUAGUGUAUUAUAGGACGAAAUUGUUUGUGGGAUUGUGACCAAAUAUUUUUUAAGCUUUUGCAUUCUUUGUUGCAGUUUGGAAGAUAUUUCUCCUGCCAGUUAAUUCACUCUAGAUGCUCACUGUUGGCAACCAAGUUUACUUAUCCUGCAAUAAUAUUUUCUUUCUUUGUUGAGUUUUCUUCUUUCUUGUCUUUAUUUCUCCCAUUUUGGUCUGCUUUUUUUAUUUUGAAUAUUUAAAACAUGUCUGCCUGUUUUGCAAUGAUAGCCAAAGUGUGUGGAACAGAGUUUGGCUAAAACUUAACGUUAAACGUGCACAUGUGAAACUUAA